UACAUUGUUUAUUAUUUUUAUAUUACUAGUUUAUGUACAUAGGUGGUUUCUCGGUGUUUGCUGGCGUUGGAGAACGUACAAGAGAGGGCAAUGACUUGUAUAGAGAAAUGAUUGAGAGUGGUGUCAUCAAGCUAGGUGACAAGCAGGCUGAAAGCAAGUGUGCUCUUGUCUAUGGUCAAAUGAAUGAGCCACCUGGUGCUCGUGCUCGUGUUAGCCUUACUGGUUUGACCGUGGCUGAACACUUCCGUGAUGCUGAAGGGCAGGAUGUUCUUCUCUUUAUUGACAACAUUUUCCGUUUUACUCAAGCAAACUCGGAAGUGUCUGCUUUGCUUGGUCGAAUUCCAUCUGCUGUUGGUUACCAACCAACCUUGGCUACUGAUCUUGGAGGCCUUCAAGAGCGUAUUACUACCACCAAGAAAGGUUCUAUCACUUCUGUGCAAGCCAUUUAUGUGCCUGCUGAUGACUUGACUGAUCCAGCUCCUGCAACAACAUUUGCUCACUUGGAUGCUACAACUGUCUUGUCGCGGCAGAUCUCUGAGCUUGAUAUUUACCCAGCCGUGGAUCCUUUGGAUUCUACAUCUCGUAUACUUUCUCCUCAUAUUUUGGGUGAGGAACACUACAAUACUGCUCAUGGUGUGCAGAAGGUUCUCCAAAACUACAAGAACUUGCAAGAUAUCAUUGCCAUUUUGGGAAUGGAUGAGCUCAGUGAAGACGAUAAGGCAACUGUUGCUCGUGCUCGUAAGAUCCAAAGGUUCUUGAGCCAGCCUUUCCACGUAGCAGAAGUGUUCACGGGUGCUCCCGGAAAGUACGUGGAGUUGAAAGAGAGCAUCACCAGCUUCCAGGGUGUGUUGGAUGGAAAGUAUGAUGAUCUUCCAGAGCAAUCAUUUUACAUGGCUGGAGGAAUAGAGGAGGUCAUUGCUAAGGCAGACAAGAUUGCCAAGGAAUCCACAGCCUAAGCACAUCUAC
Hibiscus syriacus is the source of this 966-nucleotide messenger RNA. Its product is annotated as ATP synthase subunit beta, mitochondrial. Gene Ontology annotation, molecular function: proton-transporting ATP synthase activity, rotational mechanism; ATP binding. Gene Ontology annotation, biological process: proton motive force-driven mitochondrial ATP synthesis. The transcript has 5 exons. The record is from RefSeq and is a predicted model, not a curated record. Bases 33 to 956 code for a protein of 307 amino acids. NCBI's taxonomy places the organism in Eukaryota, Viridiplantae, Streptophyta, Magnoliopsida, Malvales, Malvaceae.